AUGUCUAGUGGCUCAUCAGAGAAGGAGGAAGAUGUGUACGUGGAGUCAGAAUAUGUGUUGACAGCCCCAACAGACAACCAGACUUGGAUGGACUGGUUUAUUGGCUGCAAUCCGUUUGCGGGACGGCCGGCAGUGGAGGGUCAGAAGGAUGAAGGCGGUGGUGUCAUGGACGAGGAUGACCAGCGAGAGCGCAUGAUCCGGAAGUUCCGUCCAGAGGUGCACGAGGCUCUGCAGGUCUUGCGAGACGUUCCGAAGCGCCUGCGACCGCGCACGACGUUUACAACACCGUACCGACCGGUGGCAGGGAAGCGCCAGAUCUCCUUGCUAACUGGUGAGUUGGACGUUGAUAAGAUCUUCACUAAAGUCAUUUUGGCAGUUCCGUUCAAUGCUAACCUCAACAUUGCUUAUGCCUUGUUCUGGGGUCUUACUGCUCUUAAAGGUUAUGAAUUCGAACACCGUAGUCUGGUCGAAAGUCGGGUUGCAGUACUCAAAUUUGAAGGGACAAGAACAAACCGAGAACCGGGAGAGGAAACUAGUUCAGGAGACAAGAACGGAUCGGCCACAAAGGAAAGCUUGAGUAUGCUCGCUUCCAUGCACCCCACCCUCAGACUAUACAAACUGAUUCGGUCAGUUGUGGUUAAACAUGUUGACGACUGUGUGGGAGACCUCACCGAUAUCCUCUCUGCUGAAGAGGCAACCGAGUUCCACUUCGUACUUCUUAGCAGCAGCACAACCACCGUUCUCGUGGCCGUAGAUGUAGAUAAAAGAUGCUCUGUAUUUGACGCCGGUUCCGUAUCACCCACACAAAAGGCCGUCAAAUACAGUCUAGGUGGAACACCACUCAGAACUCCAUGGGCGGACCGAUAUAAGAUUAGAGAUGCCAGUGUUACCAGUUUCGAAGCAGCGGAUCAAGUUGUCUCUUACAUUGCCAGUCUGUUCGCUCAUGACCCAAUAAAAUCGGCUGGGCGAACAUAUUUGAUGUGGCUUUUGAACACGCACGGAACCUAUGAAGAGGCGGACGCAGAGGAGGAGACUAACACAAAGAACGAGACACGACAAGAGCACGAUGAGGAUGUGCGUCACACGUUCUUGAAUCUUGAACGAGGCGGUCUUCAUUAG
Messenger RNA from Gregarina niphandrodes, 1119 nucleotides. RefSeq lists its product as hypothetical. Bases 1 to 1119 code for a protein of 372 amino acids. Lineage: Eukaryota; Apicomplexa; Conoidasida; Eugregarinorida; Gregarinidae. The transcript has 2 exons. The record is from RefSeq and is a predicted model, not a curated record.